Heteronotia binoei (common prickly gecko) is the source of this 1011-nucleotide messenger RNA. RefSeq names its product BAF chromatin remodeling complex subunit BCL7C (gene BCL7C). Bases 48 to 725 code for a protein of 225 amino acids. Lineage: Eukaryota; Metazoa; Chordata; Lepidosauria; Squamata; Gekkonidae. The transcript is spliced from 6 exons. The record is from RefSeq and is a predicted model, not a curated record.
UCCAGCCGCCGCUCCGUCCACCCGCCGCCCUCCCCAGUUGCUCCCAGAUGUCGGGACGGGCGGUGCGAGCCGAGACACGCAGCCGGGCCAAGGAUGACAUCAAGAAAGUGAUGGCGGCCAUCGAACACGUCCGCAGAUGGGAAAAACGGUGGGUUACUGUGGGGGACACGUCCUUACGGAUCUACAAGUGGGUGCCCAUCGUGGACCCCCGGGAUGAGGAGAAACGGCGUCUGGCAAGCCAGCAGAGGACCAAAGAGAGGAGAGGCCGGAUUCCCACACUGCGGAGCGACCCUGCCUUGCUUAUGCUGGACCUCAAUGACGAGAACAGCAACCAGAGUUCACUUUCCGAGACCUCCCUCGUGAAAGGGGGAGACAACAGCCCCAGCCCCAGCCCCACCCUGGACCGCAGCCAGACAGUCACUCCCACCCCUUUGGGAGAGCUGAAGGCUGAGGACUCCCAGCCCCCCUUGCUGGGGCAGGAAGGAGAUCCUGGGGUGCUGCAUUUGGAGGGAACAGAUGAGCCUCCCAUGCUUACAAAAGAAGAGCCAGAUCCCAAGAUGUUGGAUGCUCCGGUGAAGGAUGCAGGAGGCUCCUUUGAGCCCACGGUAUCCCAUGAGAAGCAGAUACCUGAGGCUGAAGAGCUGUCAUUGCUGGGGGCACCACCGCCGAAACGUCUCUGCACUGAGCCCCAAGAAUCAGAGCCCAGCCAGCCCUCAGAGGCCUAAGCACAGGCCUGCCUCGACCCUUUUCCAUCUCUUUGGCAGUGUGUGUAUGUCUGUGGAGAACUCUCUGGAAAUGAAUGUAUUAGGUCAAUGUUAGGUUUAAAAAAUCGGCCACUUGUGAACCAUUCCCAUAUUCCUGCUGCUCCCUGGUGGAGGCAUACGUCAAGCUUACGGCAGUUGUAGGUAAAAAACAUGGCGGCACUCACGGAUGCUCAAAGACGCACCAUGGUUCUUUGUGAAUGGAAGCCAUUUUUAAAAAACACUGGGCAUGGGUGAUUUAAAAGGAAAA